GGCUAACUCAUCGUCUACCGCCGACUCAUCCCUCUUUCGGACUUGGAUCAAUAGCCAGAAGCCGGAGAGUACCGACCCAGAUGUAGAUUUCGUCAUCCCUUCACUUGCUAGUUGGAUUGAGAGCCAGACCAGCAAGGGAAAGAGUACUGAUCGUAUGAUACAGUUGUUGAAGCGCUAAAUGGGUGCGAGGUAAGUGUGUCAAACAGCUUAAUAGAGAAGGUUUUGUAAAGAUUUGAUAAUGACUGGAUCCCAGCUUUUGGGGUUUUGACCUGGGCAAAAUCAAAAACUGGUUAUGAGCAUCCCCCUGAGGUGCUUUAACACCAUGGUUGAUAUAUUAGGAAAGGCAAAGAAGCUUGAUUUGAUGUGGGAUUUAGCUAAGGAAAUGCAGCAGUUUAAGGGGUAUGUUACAUUAGAUUAAAAUGAGUAAGGUUGUGAGGAGGUUAGUUAAAGCUACAAGGUACAGUGAUGCUAUUGCAGCUUUUCGACACAUGGGAGAAAUUCGGUGUUAGCCGAGAUGGAGAGGCAAUUGCCGUGUUAAUGGCUGCUUUGGUUAAGGGGAAUGCCUUAGACAGUGUUGAUCAUGCUUAUCAAGUGUUUUUUGAGUUCAAGGAACUUAUACCUUGACUUCAAUUUGUUUCGAUAUCUUGAUAAAUGGUUUUUGCGAAGCUAAGAAGCUAGAAGAUGCCAGGAUGAUUAUGGAUGAAAUGGAGAAACAUGGGUAUCAAUCCAGUGUUGCUUCUUAUACCAACUUUAUUGAGGCUAACCGUCGUGAAAAGGAUCGUAGGCUGAAAUCAACCAUCAACCAUGGUGUUAAAACAUCAAAAAAAUAGGGAAAUGCAAAGUUGAUGCUGUAUUGGAUGAAAUGCAAGAGAAGGGUUGCAAGCCAAAUAUAGGGACUUACACCCUUGUUAUGAAAGCUCGAUGUAAGGCAGGUGAGAUUACUCAAGCAUUGGAGGUUUAUGAGAAGAUAAAGAGUGAUGGUUGUUUACCAGACAAUUCAUUUAUAGUUUAUUGAUUUCCAUCCUGAGCAAGGCAGAUAGACUUCAUGAUGUACGUGAAAUAUUUGAGGACAUGGAAAAGCAAAAAAUAAAGCAAAUGUAUGGGCAUAUAAUGCCAUGAUUGCUUCUGCUUGUGCACAUUCGAGAGAAGAGGAGGCAUUGAAAUGGCUACAGAAAAUGGAAGAGGAUUCAUGCAAGGCAGAUCAUCUCACUUACCAUUGCUUCAUUUGUGCUUCACGAAGAAUAGGAUGAAGGUGCUGAACUUUCUGUUAAACCACAUGUUUAAGAAUGACCUGAAGUAUUGAUCUUGGAAUAUAUGCCCUUCUGGUGAGUGGGUUUUAUAAGAGUGGGAAACUAGAGCUGGCUUGCUCAUACUAAAGUGCUGGUAAAGGAACUUGGUGGAAAGAACAUGGUUGAAACAAGGCAAUGGAUUGAAAAUUUGAUGGUCCAGGCAAAGAGCAAAGGAAGCGGAGAGUCUUCGGCGUAUAAACAUAAAUGCUAGUGUUAAGAUUGACAAUGAAUUUCUUGAGUUGGUAAAAUUAAAGUCUUUUUUGCACAAACCCUAGAGCAGAGCCUUUGUAAUGGAUUAAAAUCUUUCCAUUUUG
This is a messenger RNA of Rubroshorea leprosula, 1603 nucleotides long. The record is from the annotation of a GenBank genome assembly. Lineage: Eukaryota; Viridiplantae; Streptophyta; Magnoliopsida; Malvales; Dipterocarpaceae.